Molecule: messenger RNA, 8643 nt
Organism: Vidua chalybeata
Lineage: Eukaryota; Metazoa; Chordata; Aves; Passeriformes; Viduidae
Gene: RGS8
Product: regulator of G protein signaling 8
Exons: 6
Coding region: 597-1139 (180 amino acids)
Source: RefSeq, a predicted model, not a curated record
GUGGUUUGAUAACCUGAACGUCCUAAUCACACCCCUCCCUUGCUGUCUGUCAAGGAGAAACCUCCAAAACUCAUCCAUGAUGAGUGCCGGCUUUUCCAUGAUGCCUGGCCAGUAACAUCAGCCAUGACCUGGAGGGACAGGCACAAGAGGUAGUUUGGUCUUCUUAGUGAGGUCAGCCCAGAGCUCUGCCCCUUGAGGAGAGACCUUCGGAGGUGUUGAAGGAUGAGUGGGAUAAUGUCAACUCCUGCUGCUCCCUGGUGAGCUGGGACACCAAGCUCAGACUGCUUUAGACCUGAAGUUGGACUUUACCUGCAGUCCUGGUCUUAGAAGGAAAUGCUGUCUCUCCUCUGUGGCGAUCCCUCAACUCUCAGCGUCUUCCAUUGAACAACUGACUUUCCACUCUAGGAGGCAAGGAUCAAAUGGGUUGAGGACAACUGGCCCUUCUUGGCUUUGGCAAACAGGAUUCUUUGGUGCAUUUUUAAGUGCCAGGACAUGAAAGAGUAAAUCCCUUCUUCCUGCACUCCUGCCUCCUGCAAGCAGCCCUGACUGCGGUCCAAGCCAGCCAGUUAAAGGGUUAACCAUAGCUGGAUGCCUCAAUGGCUGCCUUACUGAUCCCACGGAGGAACAGAGGGAUGAGGACUCGCCUGGGCUGCCUGUCUCACAAAUCAGACUCAUAUAAUGAUUUCACAGCUAUUCUUCCGGACAAGCCCAACCGGGCUUUGAAAAGACUGUCAACAGAAGAAGCUACAAGAUGGGCCGACUCUUUUGAUGUCCUUUUGUCCCAUAAAUAUGGGCUGGCAGCUUUCCGUGCUUUCCUGAAGACAGAGUUCAGCGAGGAGAACCUGGAGUUCUGGCUGGCCUGUGAGGACUUCAAGAAGACGCGCUCGGCGGCCAAGCUGGCCUCCAAGGCCCAGCGCAUCUUCGAGGAGUUCAUCGACGUGCAGGCCCCUCGGGAGGUGAACAUAGACUUCCAGACACGGGAGCUGACGAGAAGAAAUGUGCAGGAGCCCUCCCUCUCUUGCUUUGACCAAGCUCAGGGGAAGGUGCACAGCCUGAUGGAGAAAGACUCGUACCCCAGGUUCCUGAGAUCCAAAAUUUACACAGACCUGCUGUCUCAGACCCAGAGGAGGCUCAGCUAGGACAGCAACGGGGCCCUCAGAAACCACGUGCUUCCCACAACAGCCAAAACCCAUGUCUAAAUGUGAGACUUUCUUGGUGUUAAAAGCAGUGGGAAUGGAAAAAUAGGGAGAAGGGGCAGAGGAAGCUUCCAGAGAGUGACCCAGCCGUGAUAUUAAGACUCUUUGACUAUCUGUGCUUUUUUUCUUUCUCGUUAGCAGUAGCACCUUGCAGUCAUUCCCUCUGUCUAGCACAAACCCACAACCCUCUUGAGACACAGGGUCACCUGUGGGCAAGACAAGUUCCCUUUAAAAUGGCUGGCUUGGUUUGUGUGUAAAUAACACCUUUCCAUCCUUCCACACAUCUCCCUGUCUCUCACCUCUCCCUUGUGCUUGGAAGGGCCCCAAGGGCAGUGCUGACACUUGUGAAACCACAUCCAGCCCAUCUCUCACAGGUUGGCUGCUGGGGUCUGGACCAGAGGCUGAGGGGAGGGAGAGAGGAGACAAAGGCACAGGAUUCAUUCUCUUUCUUGAAGUGGGAACCAUCAGCAAACUCAGCUCACCUCCCCCCUUUUUUUUUUUUUUUUUUUUUUUGCACACCUUAUGACUUGGCUGCUACCUUGUCUCUGCCUCUUUUCCUUCGGGGAUGGAGGCUCAGAGUAUUCUCGAGGUGUUGAGCUUUCCUCGUGAGGAAGGUGAUCCCAAAAGCUCUCACUAGGCCUGGGCAGGCAAAUCUUCUAAUGUGAAUGAUUGUUUUUCGUGGCUAUUAUUUAUUUGUGUGGUAGUUCAGUCUCAGUCAUCAUCCAGGCUCUGUUGUGCUGGGCACUGGACCAAAAUCUUGCACAAAGGGGCUCCUGGCUGCCACAGGCUUGGUGGCUCCUCAGGAACGACCUGUUGGGAGAGAGUGGAGAGGAGGAAUGUCCCCUCUGUCCCUUGCUGAGGUGUAGGAAAAGCACAAGGCCCCUCUGCCACAGCAGAUGGCAUUUUUCAUGGGGUACCUGACCAGCGCGUGGCAACGUGAAAGAUCCCAUUUCUAUUUUUGUUAUUUCCUCAUUACUGACUGCUCCUACACCCCGAGUGUCCACUGUGGGUCCAGUGCCCUGCAAAGAGCUCCCCAGGACACAGAGCCCGCUGCAGGGUGCUUGCCCCCAGUGGGGCACAAAGCAAGGAGUGAGCAGGAUGGGUGUCGGCGUGUGCAGUGGGGUGUGAGGGGCCCUUUGGCCCUAUUCCCAUAGCCUGGAUGGCCACUGCAGGAGAAUUCUCUGUGCAGAUGUCAGGGGGGUAGCACCUCCUCUCUGCUGGGCAAUAGUUCCUUCCAUCUGAUGGCCCCAUUUCCAUGGCAUUGCUGUUCCAGCUUGGCAGAUUCUUGCAAUAUUUUUGAGGGGAGAAGCAGACAGCCUGUCUGUGGAUUUGAGCCGGCAGACAAGAGGUCUCUUUUCUUAAUUUAAUGAAGGCCUGGAAAGUGACCCGAUGGAUCUUUUUCUUCUCUCAGACCAGAGACUGUAAACCUCUGCUCCAGCCAAGGGUGGUGGGUGGUUUUGACAUAUCAGAAAACUGCUGAUAUAGACUUCGUGUAAUGUGCUGUAAAUGAGGUAGAAUGAAUUCUGAAGCCAAGCACAAUGUUUUUGGAAGAAGAUAAAAAAAAAAGUCUGGCUGGAUAUUACAAAUUACUGUCCAUUAAUUAAGUAGGAAACAGAUUUUGAGGCUUUUUGCAAGGAUGAUGUGCAGGCCAGUAGGACAAAUAGGUGUAGGAUCAAGACAGAGGUGGUAACCAUGCUGGGUUCAUUCUGGAGGUGUAUUCCUGUGGUCUCUAAGACACUGAAGUCUAAAUACAUUGCAAGUGCAAACUUUAUGUUCAGUAGGGAGACCCAUUUUUCAGUGCCUGGUUGGCCAGCAGCAGAAUCCUCCAGGUCUUUGGAAGGAAAAUCCCAUCUGCAGUUAAAUUUCCAUGAGGAAUGGCCAGAAAGCAGCAGUGACCCAGCAUUCCUGGCUGUCCCCUGCCCCCUGCAAGGACACCUGAGGAGCUGGGGCUGGCCUGUGGUGACAGAGGUGGCAUUCUGCAGCCACACCCAGGCUCAGUGACACAGCUCCUGGGACUGUUGAGGCCCCUCAUAGGAUGCAAGAGACACAAAGCUCAAGGUCUGGACUUGGCAGUUUGACACAAACUUUUUGCUGCUUGCUUGAAAGUGAGAGCAGUGAGAGACAUCUGGGAAAUGCUCCAGAUUUGCCAUGAUUUCUCCAAGGGAGCCAGAUCAUGCAGGAGCUCAGUGUCCCAAAGCUUUAUGGCAAGCAAGGCAUGGUGAGACAGGUCUGGUGAACCUGUGCAAGGCAUGGAGGGAAUCAGAGGUGGAAGCAGAGGACACAGAGCCACACAUCCAGCGGCUGUCCCUGGUGCAGCCUGGGCUGUAGGAAGGUGUCCUGGUCUGAACAGACAGAUGUCUGCUAAGGAAGGCAGGAGCCUCCCUUGAAAUGGAAAAUGUAAACCCCCUCCCUCUGAAUUAUUAUGAUUUUUAAAUUAAGGGGCUCUCAGGCAAAGAUAUGGGAGCAGGAAUAACAGUUCUGUACUAAGAAAAUUUAAAAUACAAAUGCAAUAGUACAAAAAAAACCACUGACAGAGUCAGAGCAGAGCUGACACCCUGUGUGUCAGGGUGGUGGCAGCAGUCCCAUCCCAUGGGGGCUCAGCCCUCCUGCAGUGCCAGCUGUGCUUCUGCUGGAGCAGGGAUCCUGGACAAGGCUGGAGUUUUCCUCUGAAGCUCCAGGGCUGCUGGAGAUGGGCCUGGGCUCCCUCUGGGAAUGCAGUGGAGAAGAAAGCUGCUCCUCUGGGAAUGCAGUGGGCAAAGGCUGCUGUGGUGUUCCCAAAAUAUCUCAGAUUGUAUCCAGGUAGGAAUGCUUGGCUCCUCCCCUGGGCAGAGCCUCUCCCCACGGGAUGAUGGAAUUUUCUCAGCCAUGCAGGGACACCCACUGGCCAUGAACAGAAGAUAAUAAUAAUUAAUGGCCCAUGGACAGAAGAGAUCUCCUGGAGGGAGGAUUGGCUGUGGGAGAGAUAAAGAAAACUGCCCAAUGAACAGGAGAGAACUGCCCCACCUCUGACAGAUGGGAAUUGAAUACACACCCCCAGCCACAUUUCCUAACCUAACACAGAAGGAAUCAUAUCACCCCCAGAGCCCCUGCCUGGGGCAGGGAGCGAGGAGAGCAAACCCAGCCUCGCUGCAGUGACACACUCAGGGCUUGACCUGCAGGGGAGGAUGGAAAUCUUCCCUCUCUGGCUGUGAGCAGAGGCUGGGGGAGCUCCCCUUUCCCAGAAAAGGCUGCCUGCCACCCCUGUGUAACACUGGGACCUCCCAGGGACACAGGCUGCUUUUGCAGUUUCCUCUCCCAUCUGGGUCACCAAAAACUGAUGCCUUGGAGUGGCUGCCUAGAACAGAGGCUAGACAGUUAAGAGGGUGAAGUGGGUAUUUAUUGAAGGCCUUCAACAGGCACACCUUGGGCAGUCAAAGCCUCCAAGAGGGGCUACACCCAGGAUGGACAAUGGUUUUUGAGAUAAUUAUAAGUUUGGUCCAUGUACAUAUCAGGGGUUAAUGCUCCAAUUAGAGGUAAUGAAGUCAUAUUCCCCCCUUUGCUCCCCCCCAAAUCACUUUUUGUGUAUCCUUUUUGGGGCCUGAGGCUGUAGGAGGUCUUUGGAUCACAGGCCCAGAGGAAUUGUUCUGUCUGACUAAAACAUGAAGAGAGUUAACUACACUUUAUAUGGAGUUUAGAGCUAUGCACUAAUACAGUAUAGGAUUUGAAAUAUAUAAAAGCUAAAAUCUUAAGGCAUUGGCCUGUAGUCCCAGUUUUACCCAGUGAUCCCACUGCUGCCAAAGGGCAGCUCAGCUUCCCAGCACUGUGGCACCAAGCAAAUGCUGCAAGUGGUGAACAAGGCCACCUUGUCUGGCCCUGCCUUCCUCCUUUCCACCUUCCUCUUGUCUGUACGUGGAAAAAAAAAAAAAUCCCAGAGCUGUCCAGGAUGUGAGAGCCAGCAGGAGGAUGAAGCAGUCAUUGCUUUUAAAGAGAAGGCAGAAGGCCAUGACAGCUGCCUUGUGGUACUUCUCUCCAGACAGACCUUCUGAGUGGGCUUGGGUGGUGCUGGCCUCUAGUGCCAGCUGAGGCACCCCAGACAAGGCUCUGCAGCACCUUGGGGAGGGUCACAGAGACAGCCAGGCCAGGGGAUACAGCAGGAACGAGAGGCUUGUGUCCAGGAAUGUGAGUGUGGACAAUCCCCAGGCUCCCCUGGUGUCCAGAGUGUGACUCCUUGGUCAUGUCCAGAGUGUAACUCCAUUUCUCCACGAGAUCCUGCAGCAGUGUUGGUGCUGGAAGUCCUUUCAUUUCACGUCAGAACUCAUGGGAAAACCUCAAAGUGGCCAACACCCUGUAAAUCCAAGCUCCCUUCUCUCCUCCAUCCACCUGGGGAAUUACUUGGAGCAGGGCACACCUGGAUAUGUCAUUGCUGCAGUGGUGACAGGAGCUGGAAUCAGGCUGGCUGAUGUAGAAGUGUUCUCCCCAGUAAACUGGGCCCCAGUAAAUUGUUCCCUCCAUUGGGAACAGCAUCCUAGAACACAGAGUGGAGCAGAAGUAUUGUCUGAGGCAUUUAAGUCUAUCACUCAUUAUUUUUGUUGCUGCUCUUGCAGUUUGUCUCUCUGGAAGGAAAGCAGACUAGUUAUUUAAAGUAAGAUUCUAUUUUUCUUAAACAAGAAAAUGGCACCAGCUGCUUCUUUUAUGACAAAUGUAGUUCUGAAUUGAACCAAAAUAAGCAGCUUGUAGCUCUACUCCUUAAACCAGGGGCUGAUCAAGGAAAUAAUAACUGAGCCAAAGCUUUGGAAAGAGCUGAGUGGUGACUAAUUCUCACCAAGGACAAAUAUCCUGUCCUUGAUUCAUCUCUUCCUGGUGUGAAAGGGAUAUUCACAACCUACAAACCCAUUUCUCCUCUCCACAAGCACACACCUCCAAAAUUUUCCUCCUGUUUGGAGCAAUGUUAAAAUCUGACAUCACAUGAAGAGAGGGGGGAAAAAUGGUUCACUCAGUUCUUUUUAUUCUGUUUGCUGGCCCAUACCCAGUCAGCUCCCAGGCAGAAGGGAAAAAGAGUUUACAAAUUUCCUUUUCUGUGAGCUUCAGGUGGUGUUAAGUCCAGGAUCAGAUGCAGAACUCUAAUCUGUCUAAAGUUUCUCCUGCUUUGGUGCAUCAGCCAGGCUUGGGAUGAUCCUCAUCACUUUUAGUGGACUCAUUAAUGCACCAUGUUGUUCAUGCUGGGAGGUGUGAAGGGCAAAGGGGAGGUGGAAAUUGCUGUGUGUGUCUGGGGGUGUGGGUGAUGAGAGUGCACGUGACUUCAUCUAUAUCUUAUUUAGUGUCCUCUACUACAGAAGCUUUUCUGAGACAUAGAUGUGCAUGUUAAAAUAGGAGAAUUAGGCACAAAUGACAUAAACUGAGAUCUUUAGCCAGUGUUGUGUUUGCCUCGUGUGUAAGUCCAAGUAGUAGUAAGAGAUGUAAAACUCUGCUAGGCUUCCAGUUACCCCUAAGAGCACAUGUAUCAAACUGAACUGAAUGUUCACUGAUAGACACAAAACCAAAAUGUUUACAGCAUUCAGAGCAAUAGCAAAGCAUACCUCAUGCCAGUCCUGGAGUGCCUCUCACCCGUCAGUGCAAGCUCUCCCCUCCCUGGGCUUCUCCCCUCCACAUUCCUCUCUCCUUCUCUGUCCUGUCCUGGUUGUCUUCCCUCCUCCUCGAAGCACUCCAAACCUUCCUGUCCACCAGCACUGUUUGUCCUCAUCUGUCUGAGCCUGGGACUCCCCUAACCUCGCCCUGUUUGCCUCUCCUCCACCCCCAUCCAUCCCUCCUCUCUUCUUUGCCUUUCCCUUCCCCAGACACUCGUCUCUGGUCAUGCCAUCUCCCUCCUACACGCCUCCUACUGCCACUGUAAAGCUCCUAGGAGCUCUUCCUUGCCCAUUAUAUAAGAACAAAACGUUUCACAUAAUUUCUGCAUUAUCUUUCAUCCCUGGGGCUGCUGCAGUUGUCUCCUUCCUUGGUGCUGUGCUCUCUCUGGCAUCGUAGCAUUAUAUCCCAGAACUGGAAUUAAAGUUCAUUUUGCUGCUAGACCAGAAUGCUUCUGUCUACCAUGCACCCCUUGGGCUUUGCAGAGGCUUGUCUUGUCCCCAGGUCUUUUGUCUUCCUUCUUUUUCUCCUUCUUCCAUGCACGCUGCACAUGCAGUGCUUCUGCCAGGGGCUGGCUAGGGUAGAGGGUGUCCAUGCUGGGGUCACUCACAGCUGGGCACCCCCGUGGCUCUCUGGUUUAUAAAAGCAGUCUCAAUCAAGGUGUGUGGGUUGUGUUUGCUCAGCAAAGUCAGUCGUUGUGCUCUGUGCCUCCUCCUGGCUUUCCAGGAGGAUGUGUUUCUGAUCUGAGGCUGCGGUGAACUCAGCGGGAGUUCAGGGAGCCGAGGCCGUGGGAGGGAGGUGGCAGAGGGGGAUGAGCUUGUUACCAAAAACAUCCAACAUUCCUGGCAAAAAGACAUGGGAGAAAAGGCAGUGCCUGCUUUUCGAGGGACCAGGGAGCUCUGGGGACCAGCUGUGCUGUGAAUUGUUUGUCUCAAAUAGCCCCACACCUCCCAGUUUGCCUCAUGUGUUGCGUGCCCCAGGCUGGCUCUAAAGCAUGACGGGUGAGGAGCUGCUCAGCUUUGCAUUUCCAGGGCAGGUAACAGCAUCAUCCCGAGAGAAACGUCUUCAUGUUGCUCUAGCAGUGCCUGCAGCAACCAGCUGAAAAGCAGUGAGGGGAAGGAGGCACCUUCUGCUGUGUUUACUCCUGCAGACCUCUGUAGGACUCCUGGCAAGGAGAAGAGAGCAGGGUAUGAACACACCUGGGGGUAGAUCCCCCUUCCUUAAGAGCCACGACUGAAGAUCUCAUCUUCUCAUAACCUCUGCCCCCAGCUUCUCUAUGAGUUACCCAAAUCAGAGCUCAGAUUUGUCCUUAAGCUCCUUGGCGCCUCCACCUUGGUGGGAUGGCAGUGUCCCCUUGAGUACCUGACUACAAGCCCAACCCACUAGGGCUGCUUGAAAUAACAAAGAUAUCUGGUUCCUCUGCAAAUCAACUCGUGGGUGGCUCAGAAGAGAGUGAGGACGGCUCUGCUGCACGCAGUGAACUCAGAAGUGAGCCACCAGGCAGAAAGAACAGCUCAAAAGUGCUUCCCUGGGCAACGUUUUUAUUUUCAGGAGAUGCUGCUGCUGCAGCUGCCACCCCUGCGGCGCCCCGGUGCUGCUGGUGUUGGGGCAGGCCACGCAGGCUGUUCAGUCUGAUCCCUUCCUGCUCAAGGAAAGGCAUGGGCUCGGCUCCCCGGGUUCCCCCUGCAUUAGCUGCUUGUCUGCUAGGCUCCCCUUUUCCCCCGGGAGGCUGGAGAAGCUCCUCAGCCACGCCACAAAUCCCCCACCGAGCCGCGUCACCACGUUGUGCAGUGUUACACCCGUGCUGUAUAGACACCCUGAGGAUGUAAUAAACAGCCUGAGACUA